Messenger RNA from Hirsutella rhossiliensis, 2103 nucleotides. RefSeq names its product endomembrane protein 70 domain-containing protein. The transcript has 4 exons. Lineage: Eukaryota; Fungi; Ascomycota; Sordariomycetes; Hypocreales; Ophiocordycipitaceae. The record is from RefSeq and is a predicted model, not a curated record. The coding region runs from base 1 to 2103 and encodes 700 amino acids. Gene Ontology annotation, cellular component: membrane; Golgi apparatus. Gene Ontology annotation, biological process: vacuolar transport; protein localization to membrane.
AUGGUUCAGACUUUAGGGGUCGGGCUGGGCGGCUUGCUGUCCCUCUCGCUGCUGUGUCCCGCCGGAGCCUUUUACAUCCCGGGCUGGUCCAUCAAGAGCUACAAGCAAGGCGACCGGGUGCCUCUGCUGGUGAACAAGGUCUACUCGGACAACACCCAGUUGCAGUAUGCCUACUACGAUCUCCCCUUCGUCUGCCCCCCCACCGGGCAGCACAAGGCAUCCGGCGGCCUGCUCAGCGGGCAGAGCAUACCCCUGAACCUCGGCGAGGUCCUGCGCGGCGACCGCAUCGUGACUUCCGACUUGACCCUCGACAUGGGCAAAGACAAGGCCUGCACGCCGCUCUGCACCAAGAACUUGUCACGCAGCGAUGUCAGGCGGGCGAGGGAAAUGGUGCGCGACGGAUACGUGACGGAAUGGAUUGUCGACAAUCUCCCCGGGGCCACGAGCUUUGUGACGACGGAUAAGACGAGCAAGUACUACGCGGCUGGGUUCAAACUGGGCUACACGGAAAUGGUGCCGGCCACGGGCAAGCUGCGCUACUUCCUGCACAAUCACCACACCGUCGUCAUCCGCUACCGCAAGGCUGCCGGUCGCGCUGGCGAAAGGGGCGAAAAAGUCAUUGUUGGAUUCGAAGUGUAUCCCAAGAGCCACGUGAAGAGCGGCUUGGAACUGGCUCUCAACAAGACGGAUCAUGUCGCCAAACGCCCCGACUCUCGCACUUCGACCUUGGAGGAGGAGGCGGAUGACGACGAUGACAGCGCUGGCGGCUCGCUCCCUGUUCCCUACACUUACUCGGUCUACUUUCGCGAGGACGAAAGCAUCGAGUGGGCGCAUCGCUGGGACCUAUACUUUGUGAACCAAGAGGAGGGAUCGCGCAUCCACUGGCUGGCCAUGGUCAACUCGCUCAUCAUCUGCGGCCUGCUGACGGGCAUCGUCAUGAUCAUCCUGGCCAAGACGAUUCGCACAGACAUCAAGGGCUACAGGGAGGCGGCGGCAGAGGACGGCAAGACGAGGAAGAGGAGGCUGCGUCCCGAGGGGCGCGCGUCCAAGGACAAGGUGCCCGGACUGCUGGACCAGGGGACGGAUGGCGAUGACGAGGGCGAUGUAUCCGGCGACGACGAGGCGCUCGAAGACGUGACGGGGUGGAAGCUGCUGCACGCCGACGUGUUUCGCAAACCCCGGGCGGGCAGCCUCCUGGCGCCCAUGGUGGGCUCGGGAAUGCAGCUGCUCUUCAUGGCCGUGGGGCUGGUGCUGCUGAGCGCGCUGGGGGUGCUGAACCCGAGCUUCCGGGGCGGCUUCAUCAGCGUGGGCGUGGGGCUGUUCAUCUUUGCCGGCCUCUUCUCGGGCUACUUUUCGGCGCGCGUCUUCAAGAGCUUCGACGGCGUCAACUACCGGGGCAACGCGCUGGUGACGGCGCUGCUGUUCCCGGGCCUGACGUUUGGGCUCGUCUUCAUGCUCAACCUGUUUGUGUGGGCACAGGCGUCGAGCACGGCGAUUCCGUUUGGGACACUGAUGGCCAUGGCGCUGCUGUGGCUGUGCGUGCAGGUGCCGCUGGUGCUGGCCGGGUCGUUCUACGGCUUCCUCCGGGCCGGAGCGUGGGAGCACCCGACUCGGACGGCGGCGAUUGCGCGGCAGGUGCCUCGGCAGGCGUGGUACACGCAGUCGCUGCAGUCGGUGCUGCUGGCGGGGCUGAUACCGUUUGCCGUCAUCUUCAUCGAGCUGCUGUUUGUGUUCCAGUCGGUGUGGCAGGACAAGAGCGGCUACUACUACAUGUUUGGGUUCCUGGCGGUGGUGCUGGCCAUCCUGAUGGUGACGGUUGCCGAGGUGACGGUGGUGACGGUCUACGUGCAGCUCUGCGCCGAGAACUACCACUGGUGGUGGCAGUCGUUUCUCGUCGGCGGCGGCAGCGCCGUGUGGGUGUUUGGCUACUGCGUGUGGUACUACCUGUUCAAGCUGCACAUCAGCGGCUUCGUGAGCAGCAUGCUGUUCUUCACCUACAGCUUCAUGGCCUGCUGCGUGUACGGGCUGCUGACGGGCACCGUGGGCUUCCUGAGCGCCUACGCCUUUGUGCGGCGCAUAUACGGGGCCAUCAAGGUCGAUUAG